Molecule: messenger RNA, 318 nt
Organism: Cooperia oncophora
Lineage: Eukaryota; Metazoa; Nematoda; Chromadorea; Rhabditida; Trichostrongylidae
Source: the annotation of a GenBank genome assembly
AUGAAUCUCAAAAUAGGAUUCGAAUUGCAGGUUCAUGCGUUGCCGGAGUCGUUGGUUCUAAGCAUGCCACGUUACUGUCUAUUCGGUGACACCGUUAAUACAGCAUCAAGAAUGGAAAGCAACGGAAAACCUGGGAAAAUUCAUCUCAGCGAGAGUGCCUUUAUGCUAUUACAGCAACAUUAUCAUGGUGAAUAUGCUUUAGAAAGCCGCGGUGAAAUUAUCAUCAAGGGUAAAGGCGUAAUGAAAACAUUUUGGUUGAAUGGACGAAGAUCGCCUUCACAUCGGAAUCGCAGCGUUCCCAAGACUACACAAACCUGA